This is a messenger RNA of Oxyura jamaicensis (ruddy duck), 4274 nucleotides long. RefSeq names its product endosome-associated-trafficking regulator 1-like. Gene Ontology annotation, biological process: regulation of cytokinesis; positive regulation of cilium assembly; positive regulation of protein localization to cilium. Lineage: Eukaryota; Metazoa; Chordata; Aves; Anseriformes; Anatidae. The transcript has a single exon. The record is from RefSeq and is a predicted model, not a curated record. Gene Ontology annotation, cellular component: ciliary basal body; recycling endosome; centrosome. The coding region runs from base 2950 to 4083 and encodes 377 amino acids.
GCCAGGGGAGGGGAUGCUGCAACCUCUGCUGCUGGCUGUGUCAUGCCGGGGACCUUUGCGCCUAGCCCAUUUUUAUCUGUGUUUUCUCCCUUUCUCUCCCUCUUUCUGCUCUCCCCCUCCCGUCGGUAUGUGGGCUGAUCACUGCUCAAACUUUUAAUUCAGAUGGUAAUUGGAAUAAUAAUACGGGCAGAAUCCUUCUGGCUCUGUUGCUGCAGCUGGCUUCGGAGAGCUAUGAAUAGCUCUGAGUCACACACUGAGAUGGUUUAACUUCAAAUCAUUUUGUUUUGUUUUCAUAUUACCCAUGCCCAGGCUCCAGGGCUUCGCAGGGGGGAAAAAUCCCCUCUCUCACUCCACCCCAAAACACAACCCGGGCACAGGCACGUCCACAGAACCCUCCUGGGGAGAGCAGGUCGCGCCGAGGAGCCGGUCAGCUCGCCGUGCCUCGCGGGGCAGAUGGGGACUGCUGGCACCAACUUGAUCUAUUUAUAAUUAUUGAAGGAAAAGGCAGCAGUGUGUAUAUAAAAAUGGCAUGGCGCUGCUUCCAGCUUCCUCCCCUCACCUGCCCUACGCCACUUGCCUCUUGCUCUCCCACACGGCAGCCACGCUAAGGAGGAGUGGGGCCAAGGAGGACUCGCAGAGCCCACGCGGCGCAUCCCGGGCACCCCGCUGCCCCCCGAGCACUGCCGUUGACCCCUGUGAGGGUUCGGGAGGACCGGGAGCUCCCCGGCUGGAGCCGCAAAGGGGACAGAGAGGAAAAAAUGGAAGCGGCCACGGGUCUGCUGGGCUCUGCCCAAGGCCGGGGUCCCCAUCCCUGAAGGGAGCAGCAGGUGAAGGGGAGGAAAGGUACGAGGCAGCGGCCACCGUCGGAGAGGCAGUGACCACAGACGGGAAGGAAGCAUUUGCCAGACGGCUCCAGAUAAAGCAAAGCGUAAAAAUACCAUGGGAUUUUUCCAUCGCCGUCGUUGUUCGCAGCGUGCGUCCUGGAGCGCCAGAUACGGCUGUUAUAAAAAGAGAAGUGGGGGAGUGCUUCGGCGUGGACUUGUCUGUUCUGCUUCACGAGGCUGCUCCGCCGCGGAGCUGAGGGAAGAUUGACAAAUAUGAGCCACUCCGGCAGGGGAUGGAGGGAACCUGGGACGAGCGAGGCACCGCACCAGGAGCACGGGAUCAAGCGAUGGAGGCGUCGUCUUGGUGCCAUGCGUGCUGCCGGUGUUGUCAGCCUCCAGAUCCCUCAGAAAGGGGCAGUGACGGGCACCGAGGACCAAGGUGGCGUGCUCAGGGCCUGGCGCAAUGGCUUGUGCCAAUAAAGCGAAGAGCAUGGCACGGCCGUGGUGCUCCCAGCAUCACCAGGUGGAUGGCCCAGGAGAUGGGGAGCGGCUGGGAAGGAGGGCAGGCUGCAGGGAGGGACGGGACCGGUCUGCUGGCCCUGCGCUCCCACCCGCCUGGCUGCAGGGGCUGCCACUGACCCCACGCUGUGCCCACUGCGGGGGUCCCCACAAUCACCACCAACCAACCCCCCAGUUUGUCCCAUCUCCAUCUGGGUCCCUGGAGGCAGGACCAGCUCCCUGGGCACGUCGCCAUGGGAUGGGGAUUUGCACCUCUGCCCUCGGCCAGGCUUUCCUCCUCUCAUCUGUACAACCAGCACCGUCCACGUGAGGCCAUGAAUGUCACCCCCCUUUUGCUGGGGCUCCCUCGAGCUCACUCCCACUUCAUCCCACUCAUGUUUUAGGUCUCGGGGGAGGAAUGGGACCCCUCAGUGCCCCCUUGGCGUGGGCAGUGGGGAGGAUGCUGAUGAGCACAGGGAGUGAGCUGGUGGCACGACCCCUGACUUGGGGAGCCCAUUGCGCAGGCAGGGCCGUGUCGCCCGCACGGGUGCGUGGGGCUGGGAGCGGUGAGCGGGUUUCUUUCCGUCCGUCUCCUGGCUCGUGCGGCUGCGAGGCUGUGGCGGCCGGCAGUACGAGCGGUCCCUCUGCCAGCUGGCAGCAGGGGACGGAGCGGGGCGGCAGCAGCGCAGCGCGGACCCGUCUGCGGCCAGCCCGCGGGGCCGAUGCCCUGCCCAAAGCACUGCUGCCGCUCGGCUGCCGGCAGCCACGCUCGGCUCCUCCUGCCUCGCAGGAGGCAGCGAGGGCAGCCUCGGUGUCCCCAGCCGCCCACCGGUGACCGAGGUAGGUGCCCCGCGGGAUGCUCGAGGGGCUGUCCGGAGGGGACGGCUGCGGUGUCCCCGCACAGCGGGCUGAGGCCGUCGGCGGGGUGGACUUUACGUGGCUCGGCGAUUGCCAGGUUGCUGACGGAAUGAAGCAGGUGCCUGUCUUUAUUAAAGCCCCAUUUGUGCUCUGUCCCUGCCCUCCAUCCUCUCCCCGCAUCAGCCUCUGCGCCCCCGACUGCGGCUUUGCGCGGCACGCUCCUGCUUUGCCAGCCCUGUCCCCUUCCCCUGCCUGGUGCCAGCGCUGGCAGCACCGCGCCAGCAGCCUGCUCUUGCUGCCAGAGAUGUCUCCAUCCCCGCGCUGCCUGCCCAGGGCCACCGAGCCCUCUCCCUGUGCACCGCAAGAGGUUUCAGGUCGCUUUGCCAGCUCCUCUCCACCCUCCAACAGCAUCCCCGGGCUGGGUGGGCUCUGCGGGACCCCGAUACCAAAAAGCACUGGUUCAGUUCCCGGUUUCCUCGCUUCUUCAUCGUGACAUCACAGCGGGCAGGGAAGCCGCACGGUGACAUCACAGACCGGGGUGGUUCCUGUGCCCCCCCUAGCAAAGACAGAGAUGCUUGGUCCUCCCCUCCCUGCCGCCUCCACUGCCCACCCGAACACCCUGCUGGUUUGAAUGGAGGGGCCUCGGUGACCGCCCGGUCCCCCAGCAGUGUCACCGAGGCUGCAGAGGUUGGCACCGGGCAGGUGCCACCUGCCUGCGGGACCGGGGCUCAGGGCAGUUCGGAUCCCCCCGUUCCCUGCAGCCCGGAAAAUGUCGCGGCCGCUUGGCAUCUCCGGGGCGAUGGAGAGGGCCUGCCCGGAGCCUCAAGACCUGGAAGAUGAUGAUGAUGAUGACGACGACGAGGACAACGACGAUUACAGGUACGCCUUCCACUCGAUGCAUCCUCCGCCCCAGUGCAAGAGCCGCGACAGCUCUGGUGACAGUCAGCUGGAGGAUCCGGGCGGGCCCGUCCCCGUGCCGUUCCCCUUAAAGCCCAGACACUCCUGCGUGGUGAAAGAAGGCGAGAAAAACAGAAUGUACGCCAAGAGGCUGGCCAGGCACGUGCUGGAGCUCGAGGAGGACGCUCGGGACUUUCAGGAGCCAUUUUACAAAGAGACGGAAGCGUCUGGCAGCUUGUCGGAGGAGGAGGACGACAGCUGGAGCAGGACCUACCACCUCCCCAUGCACCGGAGGCCGCACGUGCCCCACGCUGCCAGCUCGUCUCCGCGCAGCCCCUACGACUCGUUCCAGCACGGCACCAGCAAGCACCUGGGGACGGAGGCGUUCGCUCUGUGGGCCCACGCCAGCGACCCGCACCUCACCUACCCGGAGCACGGCAGGGCAGCAGAGCCCCACAUGCAGCAGGAGGAGGCCGUCGGGGACAGGGAGCUCCCCUCCCUGCAGCUGACCUACAAAGUGCUCCGGGACGAGAACAACGUGCUCAGGAGGAUGGUCAGGAGCAUGCAGAGCUCCUUGGAGAGCCAGGCGCGCACGGUGCGCAGCCUGGAGAGGCGGCUGAAGGCCAGCCUGGUCAAAGAGGAGAGAGAGGCCCAAGGGCUGCAGACCCUCGUCCAGCAGGCCGAGAGGAGCCUCCAGCUCAUGACCCAGCGGGCUCUGGAGGCGGAAAGCAACGUGGAGAAGCUGAAGCAGGAGAUGAUCGUUCUCCAGGGGGAGCUGGAGACCUCCAAGGUGGAGAACGAAAACCUGAGAGCCGGCCAGACCACGGACCUGGGGGCGGUGAAGCACAACAUAGACUUUGCCUUGCAGAGCCUCCACAAGAUAAUAUCGGGAGCGAACUUGUCCAUCAGACAGCUGGUCUCUGGGGCAGAGUCGCUGAACUUUGUUGCUGAGCUCCUUAAGUCUACAGGCAAAAUUUCAGAUGUUGAAGAAGAGAAAGACCUAUGAACGAAACGCUGAGGGGGUCCCGCGGGGGAGCGUACAGACAGAGGCCACGGGUGUGUCCCCCAGCCUACACUAAAGAUGUUUGCUCUCAUGUGCUGGGCUGUGUGUGUUCAUCUUGGUAGCCUUUAUUCUUCACAGAAAUGCUUUCCUUGUGGUUAAUUAUGAAUGAUGGGUACUGCCGUAGCUGUUUUGGC